AUGGCAAGAGGAAGAGGUUCGGAUGACGAAGAAAUGGAUGAUUUAGAUGAGGAGUUAUUGAUGUUAACUGAAAAGAAAUCAAAUAAAAGGAAUAAAUCUACAGAAUCAAGUGACGAAGAUUAUGAAGAAAAAUCAACAAAUAAAAGAAAAAAAACAGGUUCAACUCCAGGAAGAAAGAAAGGUUCAACUUCAUUGCAAUCAUCCUCGAUAUCAUAUAGCAGAGGUGGUAGAAAUAGAGGUGCACCAAUUGAACAGAAUGACGACGACUUUUAUGAUGAUUAUGAUGAAGAUCUUUAUAAAGAUGAUGAUGAUAGAAUCGAAUUAUCAAAAUUACCAGAAGUUGAAAGAGAACAAAUUUUAGCAGGUAGAUAUGAAAAAAGAAAAGAAGCAAGAGAACGUUGGCAAAGAGAAAAAUUAAAAGAGAAAGAGAAAAAAAGCUCAGGCACUAGCUCAAAUACUGCAACAUCAAGCGAUAAAUAUAAAAUAUCAUCCUCAACUAGAUCCCGUGGUGACAAUAAAGAUGACAACAAAAAAGAAGCAUUAAAAGAUAUUCAAAGAAAGAGGGAAAAGUCUAAAAAAGAUAAAGAAGACGAAUCAUACGAACUAGCAGUCGAAUCAUCUCAACAAUCUAGCGGUGGUACAGCAUCAACAACUUCACCAAUUUCAUCAGCAUCACAAAGAUUAAAACAAAAACAAGAUCAAGAACGUGAAAGAAAUAUACGUGAAAAAGAAAGAGAAAUGGACAAGGAUAUUCAAAAAUCAAUUGACACUCUUACAAUUCACUUAAUGAACCACUGUAGAUUAUCAAGAAAUAUGUUGGUAAAAUGGGUCGAUCAACCAUACUUUGAAACUUUAGCACCAGGGUUUUUCGUUAGAGUUGUAAUUGGCUCACAUUUAAAUAGUCCAAUCUAUAGAAUUGCAGAGAUUGUCGAAGUACGUAGAGGCCACAAGUUAUAUAAAGUAGAGAACAAAGAAACCGAUAAACUCUUACUUUUAUCAUAUGCAGGCUCCUGUAAAGAGUUUGGCAUUGAAAAUGUUUCAAAUAAUGUCAUCACACAAGCCGAACACGAAAAAUGGAUAUCUGAUAUGAUCCGUUCAGAAAAGAAACUUCCAACUCCAGAAUCAAUUGAAAAGAAAAUUGGUGAUAUCAAAAAAGCUCAAGAAUAUAUUUAUACAAACGAAGAUAUCGAAAAGAGAGCUCAAGAACGUAUGAAAUAUCAAAAAACUCCACACAACAUUGCUUUUGAAAAGGCUAAAUUAAUUGCUCUUCGUGAAACUUUAGACGUCGACUCCACAGAGUAUAAAACUACUGUAGAACGUAUUGAAGAACUCAAUAAGUUAGCAACUGAACAAAAGGAAGAAUCAAUGACCGAAACAGAAAAAUUGGUAUCAUUAAUCAAUAAAAAGAAUAAAUCAUUAAAUUUCCAAUACUCCCAAAGCGCUGGUACAUCCACCCAAGAAAUAGUUAGUAAUGAAUUUGAUCCAUUCGCUAGAAGAAAAACAAGAUCAAACGCUGUAGUUGCUGCUGAAGCUGACUUGGAAAACAAUCCAAACGCCUCAACUUUAUCUGCUGCUUUAUCACCAAAAGAAUCAACCCCAACAAAACAAUCUCAAUCAACCCCAGCAUCAACCCCAGCCAAAUCAAACUAUUUAAAGGACGAACAAUCUACAAAAUCUUUAGUAAAUAUUCACAAAUCUAUUGAUUUAAAUAUAACCAUACCAGAUACAUCAAAUAAAGUUUUACAAGUAAAUCCAAUGAAAAAGAAAAGACCAAUCAUUCCUGCAAAUAUUAUUAAAUCUGAUAAUUCAAAAUAUAAAAAUAUUUUAUCUUUUGAUGAAUAUUUAAAUAAAAGACAAAUUAAAUAA
Molecule: messenger RNA, 1866 nt
Organism: Dictyostelium purpureum
Lineage: Eukaryota; Evosea; Eumycetozoa; Dictyosteliales; Dictyosteliaceae
Exons: 2
Coding region: 1-1866 (621 amino acids)
Cellular component (GO): Cdc73/Paf1 complex
Molecular function (GO): RNA polymerase II C-terminal domain phosphoserine binding; DNA binding
Source: RefSeq, a predicted model, not a curated record